This is a messenger RNA of Ylistrum balloti, 5327 nucleotides long. RefSeq names its product malonyl-CoA decarboxylase, mitochondrial-like. The coding region runs from base 8 to 1585 and encodes 525 amino acids. The transcript is spliced from 10 exons. Gene Ontology annotation, cellular component: peroxisomal matrix; mitochondrial matrix. Lineage: Eukaryota; Metazoa; Mollusca; Bivalvia; Pectinida; Pectinidae. Gene Ontology annotation, molecular function: malonyl-CoA decarboxylase activity. Gene Ontology annotation, biological process: malonyl-CoA catabolic process; fatty acid biosynthetic process; positive regulation of fatty acid oxidation. The record is from RefSeq and is a predicted model, not a curated record.
UGCUAGUAUGAAUAUAUUGCAAUCGUUACGUGUAUUAGCCAACAUGAGGUCGACUGCAAAGCGGCUUCUUGUUAUACGAACGCAUCUGAAGUACAUGCCAGGUAUAACCAUUACUGUUCCCCAAUGCCGAAGUAUGAAUGGUGGGAGUGACCCGUCCUCUGUACGGAAUGUGGAAAGCACCUCCCACUUUUUAGAAUCUGUGUUUAAUUCACCUGAAAUCAGCGUUUUAUCUUCAGAGGCAAAAUGUCAGAGGUUUGUGAAACACUACAGUGACCUUAAUGCAGAAGAAAAGUUGACAUUCCUGAAGGUCUUGUCACAACAGUACAGUGUAAAUCAGGACAGUGUGUUGCUGGCUGCAAAAGGAGUCACAUUAGCACAGGGACGAGGUGAAGCAGCUUUACUGAAGUCUGAGGAGCGGUUACGUAGCACUCUCGUGCCUCGCUACCAACAGCUGUUCCAAAAGAUUGGCAGAAUAGAGGGUGGGGUCAAAUUCCUGGUGAAUAUGAGGGCUGACAUACUGACCAAGGCUUCAACAAUUCACUGUGAGAAAGAGUUUGCUAGACUGAAGGUGCUGCAAAACUCUAUAAGGGAGCUGUUGACGUUUUGGUUUUCUGUUGGAUUUCUCAAGCUACAACGUAUCACGUGGGAGUCAUCAUGUGACAUGGUUCAGAAGAUAUCAGACUAUGAAGCUGUGCACCCUAUUAGGAACUGGGCAGACUUGAAGCGACGUGUGGGCUCAUAUCGUAGAUGUUAUGUCUUCACACACAAAAGUAUGCCCAAAGAACCGGUCGUGGUUCUCCACACGGCUCUCACACAGGACAUAUCAACCAGUAUUCAUUCCAUCAUUAGAACACCAUCAUUAGGUCAUGUAAAACAAGAGGUUGAUAGCCCUCCUGUAGCUGAUACAGAGGCUGAGUGCCUGACAGAGGAACCAUCAAAAAUAUCAGCUGCUGUGUUCUACUCCAUCACUUCUACACAGAAAGGUUUACAAAGUGUUGACCUUGGUAAUUAUCUCAUCAAAAAAGCCGUUCAGGAACUUCAAAUGGAAUUUCCAAAUAUCCAGAAGUUUUCUAGUCUGUCUCCAAUACCUGGUUUCAAGGACUGGCUGAUAAUGGAGAUUAAUAAAAGCCUGAAAGCUGAAAGUUUGUCAGAGAGUGUGGAGCCACCACUUCUGUAUCAGUCAGAAAUUGAGAAAUUACGAGAGAUAGUGGAGCCAGAAAAUGCAAACAUGAUGACUGUUUUGAAGGGAGUGUUACAAAACCACACUUGGGUAUCGAAUGAACAUGUAUGUCAAGUGUUACAAGGACCUUUAAUACGACUUUGUGCUCGGUAUUUAUACACAGAAAAACGACGAGGAUAUGCUCUCAAUCCAGUAGCCAAUUUUCACUUAAGUAAUGGAGCAGUACUCUGGAGAAUCAAUUGGCUUGGUGAUAUGUCUAUGCGAGGUAUUAACCAGUCAUGUGGUAUGAUGGUGAAUUAUCGCUAUUUCUUGGAGAGUACAGAGGAAAACAGCCGCAGAUACCUAGAGCUUAGAGAAAUAACUGCAUCAGAGGAAGUCAAAGAGUGGGCAACACUUACAAUGUGAUUUAAUAUCAAACUUCAUAAGCAUGAAUAAAUAUUUAAAGACAUGAUGCAAUACAACUGAAUUUGUCACAUUGAUUCAGAGUGUGUACAUGUAUGCUUUCAUUUGUAUUCAGUGUAAUGUGCCAUCAUUUAAGUCUGUUGUGAUUUUGUGAAUGACAGGUGUUAAUUUGUGCCUUCCUUAAUUGGAAUACAAACGAGGAAUGAUUAUACUCUGAUAUCUGUACCUUAAUAAGGAGAUAUGUAAUAUGAUCAUACUCAAGAUGUUAUGAGUACCAAUAACAAAACACUUUACUAGAUACACAACUGUGUAAAAUAAAUAAAGCAAUUGAAGCAAAAUUUAUCUGCCAACUCCUUCUGUGAGUAUAUUCUCAUGAAAAAGCAAAAAAGAGGAAUCUAUGUUUGAGGUUUAAUGAAAUAAAUUUAUUUUCAAAAAAGAAAUGAUGAAUAGGGGUAUUAAAAUUGACUAUCCUGAUGAUUGUCAGUGGGGUAUUAAAAUUGACUGUCCUGAUGAUAGUCAGUGGGGUAUUAAAAUUGACCAUCCUGAUGAUGGUCAGUGGGGUAUUAAAAUUGACUCCUGAUGAUAGUCAGUGGGGUAUUAAAAUUGACUCCUGAUGAUAGUCAGUGAAGUAUUAAAAUUGACUCCUGAUGAUAGUCAGUGAAGUAUUAAAAUUGACUAUCCUGAUGAUGGUCAGUAGGGUAUUAAAAUUGACUCCUGAUGAUAGUCAGUGGGGUAUUAAAAUUGACUCCUGAUGAUAGUCAGUGGGGUAUUAAAAUUGACUCCUGAUGAUAGUCAGUGGGGUAUUAAAAUUGACUCCUGAUGAUAGUCAGUGAAGUAUUAAAAUUGACUAUCCUGAUGAUGGUCAGUAGGGUAUUAAAAUUGACUCCUGAUGAUAGUCAGUGGGGUAUUAAAAUUGACUCCUGAUGAUAGUCAGUGAAGUAUUAAAAUUGACUAUCCUGAUGAUAGUCAGCGGGGUAUUAAAAUUGACUAUCCUGAUGAUAGCGGGGUAUUAAAAUUGACUCCUGAUGAUAGUCAGUGAAGUAUUAAAAUUGACUAUCCUGAUGAUGGUCAGUGGGGUAUUAAAAUUGACUAUCCUGAUGAUAGUCAGCGGGGUAUUAAAAUUGACUAUCCUGAUGAUAGCGGGGUAUUAAAAUUGACUCCUGAUGAUAGUCAGUGAAGUAUUAAAAUUGACUCCUGAUGAUAGUCAGUGAAGUAUUAAAAUUGACUCCUGAUGAUGGUCAGUGGGGUAUUAAAAUUGACUCCUGAUGAUGGUCAGUGGGGUAUUAAAAUUGACUCCUGAUGAUGGUCAGUGGGGUAUUAAAAUUGACUAUCCUGAUGAUAGUCAGUGGGGUAUUAAAAUUGACUAUCCUGAUGAUAGUCAGUGGGGUAUUAAAAUUGACUCCUGAUGAUGGUCAGUGGGGUAUUAAAAUUGACUCCUGAUGAUAGUCCGUGGGGUAUUAAAAUUGACUCCUGAUGAUGGUCUGUGGAUGUUAAUAUUGACUAUCCUGAAGAUAGUCAGUGAAGUAUUAAAAUUGACUCCUGAUGAUGGUCAGUGGAGUAUUAAAAUUGACUAUCUUGGUGAUGGUCUGUGGGGUAUUAAAAUUGACUAUCCUGAAGAUAGUCCGUGGGGUAUUGAAACUGACUAUCCCAAUGAUAGUCGAAGUUUAAAAAUGGUUGUCCUGAUAAUGGUGGGGUGUUCAAAUGGGCUUGAUAAUUGGCAAGGGGUUGUAAAAAUUUGCUAUUCUGAUGUUACUGACACUUCAGAGACAAUUUUCAAAUGAAAAUAUAGCUCAAAGAGUAACUGUUUUCUGACGGAAUAAGAACACCACACACUAGUGACGAUUUUUAUCUUUUUAUUGGAUACAUGAAAUCCUGAUCAUCACGAUGCUCUAAAUCCACCAUGACAAGCCUACUUUCUUGGAACUAACUUAUAGAAAACUAAAAGGUGGGCAUCAAACACAUUAAAAUGUCAAUCCGUUUGUUUAGGAUAACCAUACAUACAUGUGUGGAUAUAAUGAGCACUGCACUGCUAUAUACAAUGACUCAUUUAUGUUUGUACCUUAUAGAAAUUGUCUGAAUUCAUGUUGUCUAAAUCUAAUACCUAAUUCAGACAUGAUCGCCCGUUUUGUUCAAGCCUUCAACAAAUCCUGCAGAAAGCAUCUGCUUCUAUCCUGUACAUUUAUAGCUUGCUUUUGAUGUCAGUAUCUUUUACUUUAAAUGUGUCUACUAAAAUGAAUGUGUAUCACUGAUGAAAGGCACCUAUUUACCAUUGCUUUCCACUUCAUCAUGUCCUGCAGUAAAUCUGUUAGCCUCUCUUUUUUCAUUGUAUUGUAAUAGAUGCCAAUUGCACACCUUUUCAAAUUUUCUUGGUGGUAUUCAACGCCAGCGGUCUGGAUCUGAGGUCGCGGAAUGUUGUGUCGGUAAUCGCUAACAUUAAAAUGCACGUAGCAUUGUCACAACUUUGGUUGUAAGAAAACCAUGGAAUGUGAUAAAGCUGACGAACUGAGACAUUUUAAAAGUUAGUAAAAGACUGGAGUAUUAAGAAACUUGUCAGGUACAUACUUAUUUGUACACGGGUUAAAUUGUGUCCACUAGUUUUAGACAAGUAUGUAAGAUUUUCAUAGUUGGUUAUUGAGAAUGUACAGGUAGGUACUCAUGUUCACUAAGAGGCUCUUUCUUAGGCUCGUAAAACGCACCUUUGUCCACAAAAUUUUGUUUCUUCAGUAUUGGUUAGUUAAACCAAGCAGUCAAACACGAUGUCAUAAAACCAAAUACAGUUUGAUUAAAUCAAGAGAGUUGAAGAUUAUAUUUUAAGGAAAUACAUGAUAUGACACAUCAAACAAAGGAUCUAGGAUGUGUAAAUUUCACGAUAAAAUAUUUCCUGAUCUACAUGUAUUGCCCGUGAUUUAUUGUUACUCUGAUAUCAAUGCUGUCUGAUAACACAGUGAUUACUAUGUGUUCAGAAUUUGUUUGUUUGUUGUUGUUGUUUUUUAAUAUUUUCCCGUCAUAGACUUUUUUGUGUUGUAUAAACUAAAUGAAGCCAAAGGCGUUGACGUCAUAUGUUUUUUUCUGUUUCUCUUUGUCUACCUUGGACUGUCAUAUACUCUGCACUGGGAAUGGUCAGUUCGUAUUUUUGUACAAGUAACAAUUUUGUCUAACCAAAGACCAUUUGAUUGCGAGAAUGAAUGGGAAUUGACGUGAUAUGAUCAUAAGCAUAUAUUACGAUGUAUUCACAAAUGGAAAUGUUUAUAUGACAAACAGGAUUCCGACAUGCGGUGUCAUUUCUGUUUCAGCGCGUUCCAUUGGAUCAGGAAUGUAUUACAAAAGUGAACACGUACAAGAUAAUGUUUACUAGACUGCAUUUUUCUUUUCUGUUAUUAAGAUUUUAUUAAUCUUAUUAAGAUCGUUAUUUUAAUCUGUUAAUGAUAAUAUUCAGAUACAAGAAGCAGACUUGAUUGUAAUAUUGAAGUUUCGUUUUUUGAAUGUUCCAUUUAAGAUAAUGUGUUUUAUUAUUGUGUGAGGUGGUUGGUGUGUGUGUUUGAGGUGAGUGGUGUGCGUGUGAGUUGGCAUUUAACUGUUCAAUUUCUCUUUCUUAAUUUCCAAUCAAAUUGAAAUUAUGAUAAUAAUCACCUUUGUAUAUAUAUUGCCAAUUUCUAUACAAGGUAUUAAGAUAUCUUAGAUUUAACACGAAAUUGAAAAUAGUAUGCUUGGUGUAAUAAGGAAAUAAAUUUUGCAUUCGUUUUUA